AUGUCCAAGCGAGCAGUCUUGACAGACAAGGCCCCCAGGCCUCUCGGCGUCUUCAACCAGGCCAUUGUCGCCAACGGCUUUGUCUUCUGCUCCGGCCAAACGGCCCAGGACCCGGCCACCAGGACAUUAAUCCCGGGCGACAUCCAGGCCCACACGCAUCAAUGCAUCCGCAAUAUGAGCGCAGUGCUCGAAGCCGCCGGCUCUAGUCUGGACCAGGUCCUCGAGGUCAACGUCUUUUUGGCCGACAUGAAGGACUUUGCCAAAAUGAACGAGAUCUAUGUCCAAUACUGGGGAGACGUCAAGCCCGCGAGAACAUGCGUGGCUGUCAAGACUCUGCCGGGAAACACGGACGUCGAGAUGAAAUGCAUUGGUCUUGUCCGAGGGGCAUCGUCCAAGCUAUGA
Messenger RNA from Capronia coronata CBS 617.96, 402 nucleotides. Its product is annotated as endoribonuclease L-PSP. Lineage: Eukaryota; Fungi; Ascomycota; Eurotiomycetes; Chaetothyriales; Herpotrichiellaceae. Gene Ontology annotation, molecular function: deaminase activity. The transcript has 3 exons. The record is from RefSeq and is a predicted model, not a curated record. The coding region runs from base 1 to 402 and encodes 133 amino acids. Gene Ontology annotation, cellular component: cytosol; mitochondrion.